Molecule: messenger RNA, 651 nt
Organism: Drosophila mauritiana
Lineage: Eukaryota; Metazoa; Arthropoda; Insecta; Diptera; Drosophilidae
Exons: 3
Coding region: 110-520 (136 amino acids)
Source: RefSeq, a predicted model, not a curated record
UUCUUACAGUUGUUCAACAAAUCGGUCGUUCAAAAUUCGUGUUCACAAAAACAAAAAUUUUCAGUUUUUUUUCCGAAAAAAAUUUUAAGAAAUUUUAACCAGCUUUACGAUGUGUUGUAAGUCAUGCGAAGAACAACCAGCAUCAUGCUGCUCGAUUUUCUAUGCAUUUUUCUGCAUGGGAGCAGGAUUCUUUAUGUUUAGCUUCUCGCUGCACAAUGUAAUUAUAUCAGAAGAAUCUAUUACCAUUAUGGAUUGGUUUAUGCACAUACAUGGUACUGACUUGACGGAUAAUCAGCUUUCGAUAUUAUACGGUUUGGAUUUAAUUUUUGCCUUUACGUAUGUGGCCGCAGGAGUUUUGCUAGCGUUGGGAAUCAAAAGGCAAACAAAGGGAUGUAUCAAGGCCGGAAAGAUCUUAAGCUAUUUCUUUCCAAUAUAUAACAUAGUUUAUGUAUUUCCCUUAAUUAUACAUAUUGGCUGUGUGUUAAAAUUAUGCAGAUAUCUGAAGGAAAACUUUGAUUAGUAGUAGUUGGAUAUUCGCAAACCUAAUAAAUUGGACGAUAUCAAAAUUGAAUGACACAAGGAUGCAACAGGAUUUAUAUAUAUGUAUAUACAUAAUUGUGGACUAACUAACCUUUACAAUAGUUAACAGAA